AUGAGCGAUAUAAAAAAAAUCGAAAUCAACGGCAAGACCGCCAAGUUCAACAUCUAUGUUCAAGGUGACUUGGAGGAGAGGAACCACAAAACUGUCAUCCUUACCGUCCAUGACAUCGGAACUAACCGUAAGUUUUGAAUUUUUGAUUGUAAUAAGUGUUGUUCAAUCUCUUAGAAGGGCUGACUUUUUGAUAAAAUUUAAGAUUUGAAUUCUCGCCAUUUUUGAGAUUUUUUGGAAAUUUAGAUAAAUUAGAAUAUUUUAAUAUUAUUUUCGGUCGAAGGGAUGACUAAAUUUUACCAUAACAUGUAUAAUAUGAUAUAUUUUUUUCAAUUCUUCAGACAAAUCCUUUGUCCGAUUCGUCGACCAUCCCAGCAUGGCCGAAGUGAAGAAGAACGCCGUCUUCUUGCACGUCUGCAUCCCCGGACAGGAGGACCAUGCUCCCGACUUCCAAGGAGAGUUCCCCACCUUGGCCCAAAUGGCCGAGGAUUUAGUUGUUGCCCUCGAUCAGUUGGAUGUCCGCUCAUGCAUCGCGUUCGGCGAAGGUGCUGGCGCCAACAUUAUCUGCAGAUUCGCGUUGCACUCGCCCAACAGAAUCAACGGCAUCAUCCUGCUUCAUUGUACCUCCACAACAGCCGGAGUGUUCGAGUAUUUCAAGGAUAAGGUGAGGAGUGUUUCGAAAGAAUUUUUUAGUUUAAAAACCGGUAUAUUUGUUUUGAGAAAUGACUUCAAAUCUUGACGAAAUUUUGCCUAAAUUUUGAUUAAAUUUAUUAUAUAAAUUUUGCUAAAGAAUAGUCGAUUUUUUUACGCCGCGCUUUGCAGAAACUACAAAAAAAUCUGGCGCGAUACAAGUCGUAUUUUACAUUUAUCAUCUCUUUAGAAGUAUUUCAACAAAAAACUUGUUCUUUUCAUGAAAAUUUCCUAUAAAUAUGGGCGACAUCUCUUCCAGUUUUUCGAAUUCUCUGAUCUGUAAUGAUCGCUAAAUACCUCUUUCUCAGCUGAAAGGAUUCAUGCAUCCUCCUCAAAAAUUUGAUGACAUCUUGCGUAAUAUAAAGCAAAAAUAAAUUCCACUUGUUUGCCUGAAAUUUUCGUCAACAAUUGUUGAACAGAAAACGCUUUUUCAAAUGUGCUUCAAUUCGUAUAUCAUUUUUCCUGCCCAAAAACUAAAGCCACUUAAAAAAUACAAAAUUGAGCGCUCAAGUGCGUCUCCAUAGCAAUAAGUCCCUUAAAUAGUAUCCGUUCUAAAUUUAAUGGCCAACUGGUCAUGAAUGGUUCCUUGUUCAAUUAUAAUUGAAAAAACUUCCGCUUUCUUCAUCUGGGAAAUUUAAUAAACUAAAUAAAUGUUUACAACAAAUGCCAUUGACGUCAGAUUGAAGCAAAAGACAAAAAAUGGACAAACCUUUUUGCUUCAGGCUUACCAAAGAACGUUUUUUGGCGCCUCGAAAAAUUGACUUUUUAUUGGAAAAUGGAGAAAAUUUGUGGAAGGAAAACUGCAUUGAGGAGUAACGUAUUUUACACAAAAAAUUUGCAAAAAAAUUUUUUAAUUGCCCCAAAAAUUAAGCCAAGAUCAAAGAAGCAAUUAUUUUUUUCAGUUCAUCAACCUCCGUCUGGAAAAUGACGUCAUGACUGAUGGCGCCUGGGAACUUUUGGUUAUGCACAAGCUGGGAAAUGUAAGUCCGCAAGAACUCAUCAUAAAUCCGAUUAAUUUACAUUGUAAAUUGAGCAAAUAAAUUUGAUGUUUCAGAACAACAAAAAGGACAAACAGGCGUACAUCGACGAGCUGAAGAGCACCUUGAAUCCCAAAAACUUGUCCAAAUAUUUGUUCGCAUUCAGCAAGCGAACCGACUUCUCGACCGUUCUCGGCGCUAAACUCGAUACGUAAGUUGUCAUUCUGGCAGGAUAUAAAUUUAGGGAGAACGUGUGGGAAAAACCUCUGAUGAGACGAGCUAUUUUUCGAACACUGUGUUUAGAAAGCGCAUAAAAAUUUUGAAAACACUAGGCAAAAAUGAAAAUUGCGACUUUACAGAAGGUGAAUGGCAUAGCGUUAAGUUUCAAACGUCGUAAGAGUCCUUCCGAAAAGUCGCUAGACUGAAAUCGGCGACACGCACUGUGCGAAAACAAAACUUUCCCUUGCACCGUGCAAUUUCUGGCUUUUUGCACCGUGCAAUAGCUUUUUUCGACUGUCGCUCGCACCCUGACUUUUUUUGCACAGUGCAAACGCCAAAAAUCUGUUUUAGCACAGUGCAUGCCGCCGGACUGAUCUUUGGCGUUUGCACUGUGCGAAAACAAAAUUUUUCCUUGCACUGUGCAAUUUCUGGCUUUUUGCACCGUGCAAUAGGCUUUUUUGGGCUGUCGCUCGCACCUUGACUUUUUUCGCACAGUGCAAACGCCAGAAAUCAGUUUUCGCACAGUGCAUGUCGCCGGGCCGAUUUUUGGCGUUUGCACUGUGCGAAAACAAAAUUUUUCAUUGCACUGUGCAAUUUCUUGCUUUUCGCACCGUGCAAUAGGCUUUGUUGGGCUGUCGCUCGCACCCUGACUUUUCUUGCACAGUGCAUGUCGCCGAUUUCCGUCCGGCGACUUUCCGGAAGGACUAGUAGUCGCGCCAUAAAGUCCGUAGAAUUUUUUUCGCCGACGUCGCGGGUGCAUGUCGCCGAAAUCACUCUUGCGACAUCGCAAACGGACUAGAGAAAGCUUUUGAAAUCAAAGUCGCGCUGCGCUGGCCCAUUUCCAAUGAUUUUUGAAAAAAACUAUGGGAAAUGAGGUGAGAAACGCCAAAAAUCAGUCCGGCGAUUUGCCGGAAGGACUACUAUAUCGCAAUUCUACAAAAAUAAUCUUUUGCCAUACUUCAUAAAAAUAUGGCCAAAAAAGGCAUUUUUUAAUUUUCUCUGACCGCUCUCCUCACUAUUUGUGGUCACUAUGCACCUCACCUUUUUCAUUCAAUUCCCCUAUAAUCUCCUCACUUUUAGUAUUGAUGCCCUCCUGGUCACUGGCUCACGAGCUCCUCAUGUCAAUACGGUGUACAAUACCCACAAGAACAUGAACAAAAAGAAGACCACCCUGCUGGUGGUGGACAAUGUCAGCGAUGUGAUGGCCGAAGCCCCCGACAACCUCGCGCGCUCACUUAUCUUGUUGUGCAAGGGCUGCGGAGUGUUGAGUGGAGUCGCCAUCCCCGGCAUGGAAAGGCAGCGUACUUUGAGCAGGUAGGAAAAUCAAAUUUUUUUUGACAAUUUUAUGGUAUUUUUUUCCUUAAAUUCGGUAAAAGUGCCUGAAGUUUAGGAAAAAAAUCAAGAUGAAAUUUUGAUAAUUACAUAAUGUAUUUACGUAUUUUUCUGGGUUUAUUUAAUUUUGACGCAAAUCGCGUGAAACGGUAGUUUUUUUUACUUUGUUCUCUAUAUCCUCUCGGGAUGACAUUUCUUCCGGGUUUCCCGAGAAAUUACCAUUUUUAUAUGGCUUUUUGGGGUUCGAUAUGACUCCAAACAUAAAAGAACUCUCAACUGGUGCUCAGUGUGAGAUUUCGAAAAGAUAAAUGGAGUUACAGUAAGUUGAAAGACAAAAAAAAAUAAAAAAUAAAAGAAAAUUUUUGACGAAAAUUCCAAAAAAAGGUAAAAAAAAGGUACAAUUAACUUCAGCGUAUUUUACACAGUCAUUUUCAAGACUGAUAAAAAUUUUAUCCGAUUAUUUUUCAGCUCAAUGGAGGAAGCGGACCGGCCCCGUCGCUUCUCCGUUCAACAAGCAACCCCCGUCGUCCCACCCGCAGCUGAGUAA
This is a messenger RNA of Bursaphelenchus xylophilus (pine wood nematode), 3762 nucleotides long. Lineage: Eukaryota; Metazoa; Nematoda; Chromadorea; Rhabditida; Aphelenchoididae. The record is from the annotation of a GenBank genome assembly.